AUGUCCGAGUCACUUGAUAUUCCAUUUGGGCUUCUUGCCUUUGAUCAAUUCGUUGCUGAGAACUGGGAUCCGGCAUCAUCACUAUCAAAACAUGAGCAGAAACGGGUGCUUGUCGAAAAGUGGAUUGGGUUAGGGAAAUAUGACCGAAAUGAAUAUUUCCUUCGAAGGGACCAAGAGGAAUACCUUGAUUAUAUUCCUCGGGACCUCCUUUCGAACUUCGAACGCUCCUCUAAUGAUAGUGGACUAAGUAGGAGCUUUUGGGUUCGUACUUGGUAUGGCCACAAGAACGACAAGGCUAGCCAAGAUACGGCAGAUCAGGCUCACCAGCGACUGUGGAAGGCAUCCAUUUAUGAAGGGGACGACGAUCCGCAUACCGAUGAUUUUGAUAACCCAAUAUCUAUAUUCGAUAAUAGAGAGGAGUUUGCUGCUCUUUACGAGGGCGAGGAUGAGGAGAUAAAAGAUGGACUUUAUGUAGCACCGGCUGAUAUAGUACCGAGGUUCCUACCCCAUAUCUUGAUGCGUUGUCCCGGUAUACUAGAUGGCGAGUCUGAUAGCCCGUGGCGCCAUGAGCCUUGCCCAGAGGUAUUCCAAGAUGGAGGGCUAGAACAGGAGCAAGUACUCCUUAUUCUUAUUGCUGAUCGAGAGGCAUGUGAGGAUGGCUGGGUUCUAUUUCUUGCGAUUAACCAUCUAGGUGAGAUUCUACCAUAUCGAAUUAGAGAUAAGGCUAGUUUGGUGGUGCAACAACUCGCAGACUGGUCUGAUGGCCAGCAGCUGGCUGAAGGGCUGCUGGAAGAAACAAUUGAAGAGUACUAUGUUAGUAGUGGUGAUGGCUGGGCAAGUAAUUAA
Molecule: messenger RNA, 846 nt
Organism: Nannizzia gypsea CBS 118893
Lineage: Eukaryota; Fungi; Ascomycota; Eurotiomycetes; Onygenales; Arthrodermataceae
Exons: 3
Coding region: 1-846 (281 amino acids)
Source: RefSeq, a predicted model, not a curated record